This is a messenger RNA of Protopterus annectens (West African lungfish), 3381 nucleotides long. RefSeq names its product RAD54 homolog B (gene RAD54B). The record is from RefSeq and is a predicted model, not a curated record. Gene Ontology annotation, cellular component: nucleus. The transcript is spliced from 15 exons. Gene Ontology annotation, molecular function: DNA translocase activity; ATP binding; ATP-dependent chromatin remodeler activity. Lineage: Eukaryota; Metazoa; Chordata; Ceratodontiformes; Protopteridae. The coding region runs from base 414 to 3215 and encodes 933 amino acids. Gene Ontology annotation, biological process: reciprocal meiotic recombination; double-strand break repair via homologous recombination.
GUAGGAAGCGUUACCUUUUAAGACAGUGUUAGCUUGGCGUUUAAGGUGGCAUUCUGUCGUAAAUUAGAGAAGUGACGUUAAGAAUGUUGGGAAAGCGGGAGAGUUGAAGUUUUUGUCGGUAUACUGAAUGUACAAUAUAAGUUUAUCCCGUAUUAAGGGAUGAUAACUCGCUAAUCACAGUACGUAGCUCUUUGACACGUUCUUCUACGAAAUGUUAAAUGAAUGCAUAAUGUUAUGUCUCCUUAAUUAAAAUGGGAAUUCUGCCCAGUACGUUUGUAUUUUAGUUUUUGGUGUGGUGACAUCCACUUGUCCCGAAGAUUGUUGGGAUUCUGAAGACCUCCUUAUUGGAAGGACUAAUUGCAGUUUUGAUUUUGGUAUGGUAGUAUACAGUUAUGUAGCCCAGUACUCUGACUAUGAGAAGAUCAGCUGCUCCAAGUCAGCUGCUAGGCAAUGCAGCGAAGAAAAUGAAAUUUAUACCUCCUGCCAAAAUCACAGCAGACUGUGUACUGAAAGAACAGAAGACACAAGCAUCUGUCACCAGAGCUCCUGAGGAGUGCAACCAAAAAGAAGAUGGUCCCUUAUCUUCACGGGCUUUGGCUCGGAUCUGUGGUCUUAAUUUAGAUUCUGCAGAUCAUUUAGAAAACUGUUUACUGAAAGGCAAUGGCUGUAAACAAGCAAACGUGGAGCUAGUACAUCACAAACAAACAGAUGGGAAGCUACCUGAGCAGCAUCAUAAGUCAGGCAGCCUGUUUAUGAAGCCCAAACUAUGUCACAAGUCCCAGGCUGAACCAGAGGUCCAUGAAGAAGAAGCCAAGACCAUUACCAAGUAUUAUAGUGUUGUUUGGUGCAAAGCUUCAAAGAAAAAACACAAAAAAUGGGAAGGGGAUGCAGUUUUAAUCACCAAGGGAAGAUCACUGGUAUUAAAAGACAUGGAAGGCAGAGAUAUAGGAAAAGGCUCAGGCUACAAGUCCAAGGAAUUGGAAAGCCUAGAUGAAGGUCAGACAUUGAUGAUCGGUGGCAAAGAGAUUGAAGUUACAGGGGUAAUCACAGAAGAGGACUUCACCAGUGGCCGGUGUUUUCAUUCAGUUACAGCAACCCCCCAUGCUUCAUGUCCUAAGGUCUCCCAGGUGACUGUAAAAGCAUUUUCUAAUCCAGUAAAGGAUGCCUGUAGAUCACACUCAGCAAGUCAUAUAAAAAAGGAUGUCUUGAACUGCCAACCUUUAUAUGAUCCAACAACAUCAGAUGCAAUGGUCAUGCCGCGUCCAACACUUCAGCACCAGUGGAUCUUCAAUAAAGCUGGGUUGCCAUUGGUGGACGUUGUUAUUGAUCCUCACGUGGCUGUUCAUCUUCGACCACAUCAAAGGGAGGGUGUUGUGUUUCUUUAUGAGUGUGUGAUGGGCAUGAGAGCAAAUGCUAGGUUUGGAGCCAUUCUUGCAGAUGAAAUGGGUUUAGGAAAGACUCUUCAGUGCAUCACACUGCUCUGGACUCUUCUUCGACAAGGACCCUACGGAGGAAAGCCAGUGAUAAAAAGAGCCCUUGUUGUUACUCCAGGAAGUCUUGUCAAAAACUGGAACAAAGAAUGUAAGAAAUGGCUGGGUUCAGAGAGGCUAAAGGUGUAUGCAGUUGAUCAAGUUCACAAAGCAGAAGAAUUUUUGAAUUCUCCACUUUAUCCUGUCCUUAUUAUCAGCUAUGAAAUGCUACUGCGUUCCUUGGAUCAUAUUCAGCGUGUUGACUUUGGCCUUAUAAUUUGUGAUGAAGGGCAUCGCUUGAAGAAUACAUCUAUUAAGACUGCUUCAGCCCUUCUCAGUUUGACAUGUGAAAGAAGGAUAAUCCUUACUGGUACCCCAGUUCAAAAUGAUCUUCAGGAAUUCUAUGCUAUAAUAGAGUUUGUGAACCCAGGAAUCCUUGGUUCUUCAUGCACUUACAGAAAAAUAUACGAGGAGCCUAUUCUGCGAUCUCGGCAACCUUCAUCAACAAUGGAGGAAAAGGAGCUUGGAGAAGAAAGGGCAGCUGAACUUGCACGCUUGACUGGACUUUUCAUUCUCCGAAGGACGCAGAUGACUAUCAGCAGUUACUUGCCUCCCAAACUGGAAUACAUUGUCUUCUGUCGUCCAACAGCUGUGCAGCUGACACUCUAUCGAAAACUGCUUGCUUCCGGUGUUGUGAGGUCCUGCCUGCUUGGACGACUAGAGAACAGUCCACACCUUGUGUGCAUCGGUGCACUAAAGAAACUUUCAAAUCACCCUUUACUGCUUUUUAAUGCUAUCAAGAAAAAAGAAGCAGUUCAGAAAAAUGAUGAAGCAAUGGAAAACACCUUGUAUGAAGGUGUGGCUGACUUAUUCCCUGAAGAUUUUAAUCCUGAUCAAUGUGCUGAAAAAGAUUCCGGAAAGUUACAAGUGUUAUCUCAGCUGCUGGCAGCCAUUCAUGGACGGGGCCCAGCAGAACGGGUUGUUUUGGUUUCUCAUUACACACAGACACUGGAUCUCCUGCAGAGAAUAUGCAAAUACUAUGGAUAUAAAUGUGCUCGGCUUGAUGGACAAACCCCAGUGUCUCAGCGCCAACAUAUAGUCGAUGGAUUUAAUAGUAAAUAUUCUUCUGACUUCAUUUUCCUGCUUAGCUCCAAAGCUGGAGGAUUAGGACUGAAUCUGGUGGGAGCAUCGCAUCUAAUUUUAUUUGACAUAGACUGGAAUCCGGCUAAUGAUAUUCAGGCUAUGGCCAGGGUAUGGAGAGAUGGGCAGAAGCAAACCGUGCACAUAUACAGACUUCUAACUACAGGUACAAUAGACGAGAAAAUUUAUCAGCGGCAGAUCAGUAAGCAGGGCUUGUCGGGUGCUGUUGUGGAUAUAACCAAGAAGUCUGAACAUAUCAGCUUUUCCACGGAGGAACUCCAGGAUCUUUUUACACUGCACGAAGAUUCCAGCUGUGCUACCCAUGAUUUGCUGGAGUGCCACUGUAAUGGAGCAGGAGAUUGUAAUGGAAUUUCUGUUCCAGAGAAGAGUACUGCACAAAGAAGUUGUCAACUUGGCACAAAAUUUGAGAAGGCAGAUUCACAGCGACAUCUCUCAAUGUCAGAAUUAAUGCAGUGGAAGCAUUUUUCUGGAACAUUUCCCGAUUUUCCUAAUACUUUCCUUCAGCAAGCAAGAGAAAAUAUAAGCUUUAUCUUUUCCAACUCUACAAACCAUCUAGAUGUUUCUGUUCAUCAGCAAAACACAUAGGACUGCAUUCAGAAAAGAGAUUCCCUCAUCUUGUUUUUAUUGAUUAGGCAUGCCUAUCUUUUAGCUUCUCCCAUGACAUUUGACUUGCUUCUUACUGUCUGUGCUGCAGUAUGGCUGCCAGCAGCACACAUUCUUGUUACUGCAUGCAGCCUUGGACCAAACUUAA